UCGCUGUGCAGUGGAAGUGCUUGGUCUCCUGAAUCAGAACCCGCAGAAAUUUCGCGAUAUUCGAACGGAAAUCCGAGUCGCCUGGUCGUGCCAACACGCGAAAUAGACCACGAAAGUGUCGAAAACUCGUAGUAGACAAAGCAGCGCUCCAAUUUAACUAAAGCGUGUAACGUGCCGCAAGAAGCCGCAUUUCGCAAGGUUUGCAAGCACAAGCUCUCGUCGCUCUUCAAAUGGCCGAUAGUAAAAACGAGGAUUUGGCGACCGCUAUCCUUAAGCGCAAGGAUCGUCCAAAUCGUCUGAUUGUCGAUGAAGCCGCCAACGAUGAUAAUUCCGUGAUCUCGCUGUCACAGGCCAAGAUGGACGAGCUGGAGUUGUUCCGGGGUGAUACGGUCCUGCUAAAAGGCAAGCGGCGCAAGGAAACCGUCUGCAUUGUGCUGUCGGACGAAAAUUGUCCGGACGAGAAGAUUCGCAUGAACCGUGUGGUGCGUAACAAUCUGCGCGUGUGGCUCGGUGACGUGGUGUCUAUUCAGUCCUGCCCGGACGUCAAAUACGGCAAACGAGUCCACAUUCUGCCAAUCGAUGACACAGUCGAGGGACUGACCGGCAACAUGUUUGACGUCUAUCUGAAGCCUUACUUCCUCGAGGCGUACCGACCGAUCCACAAAGAUGACACGUUCAUUGUACGCGGUGGCAUGCGAGCGGUUGAGUUCAAGGUGGUCGGAGCGGAUCCGGAACCGUACUGUAUCGUGGCACCGGAGACGGUGAUUCAUUGUGAUGGCAGUCCGAUCAAACGCGAGGAAGAGGAGGAAACGUUAAACGCCGUCGGGUACGACGAUAUUGGUGGUUGUCGCAAGCAGCUGGCGCAAAUCAAGGAGAUGGUGGAGCUGCCACUGCGUCAUCCCUCGCUCUUCAAGGCAAUCGGUGUGAAGCCACCACGCGGUAUCCUGAUGUAUGGACCGCCCGGUACUGGUAAAACGCUGAUCGCCCGCGCCGUCGCUAACGAGACCGGAGCGUUCUUCUUCCUCAUCAACGGACCGGAAAUCAUGUCCAAGUUGGCUGGCGAAUCGGAAUCGAACCUGCGGAAGGCGUUCGAGGAGGCCGAGAAGAACUCGCCGGCCAUCAUCUUUAUCGAUGAGAUCGAUGCGAUCGCACCGAAGCGUGAGAAGACGCACGGUGAGGUCGAGCGGCGCAUUGUAUCGCAGCUGCUGACGCUGAUGGAUGGCAUGAAAAAGAGCUCGCACGUGAUCGUGAUGGCGGCUACCAAUCGCCCCAACUCCAUCGAUCCGGCAUUGCGUCGCUUCGGGCGAUUCGAUCGGGAGAUUGAUAUUGGCAUUCCUGACGCCACGGGACGCCUGGAAGUACUGCGUAUCCACACGAAAAACAUGAAGCUGGCCGAUGAUGUCGAUCUCGAGCAGAUUGCAGCCGAAUCGCAUGGACACGUUGGUGCCGAUCUUGCAUCGCUCUGCUCCGAGGCCGCUCUGCAGCAGAUCCGUGAGAAGAUGGACUUGAUCGAUUUGGAGGAUGAUCAGAUCGAUGCGGAGGUGCUGAACUCUUUGGCGGUCUCGAUGGAGAACUUCCGUUACGCGAUGACGAAAUCCAGCCCCUCGGCACUGCGCGAAACCGUAGUCGAGGUACCAAACACGACCUGGACCGAUAUCGGUGGCUUGGAGAAUGUGAAGCGCGAGCUGCAGGAGCUGGUGCAGUACCCGGUCGAGCAUCCGGACAAGUUCCUGAAGUUCGGCAUGCAGCCAUCGCGCGGUGUGCUGUUCUACGGACCGCCCGGUUGCGGUAAGACGCUGCUGGCCAAGGCUAUCGCCAACGAGUGCCAGGCGAACUUCAUCUCUGUGAAGGGUCCGGAAUUGUUGACCAUGUGGUUCGGUGAGUCCGAAGCAAAUGUGCGCGACAUCUUCGACAAGGCCCGCUCCGCCUCGCCCUGUGUGCUGUUCUUUGACGAGCUCGACAGCAUUGCCAAGUCGCGAGGUGGCAAUGUGGGUGAUGCUGGUGGUGCCGCCGAUCGUGUGAUCAACCAAAUUCUGACUGAGAUGGAUGGUAUGGGCGCGAAGAAGAACGUGUUCAUCAUCGGCGCUACCAACCGGCCCGACAUCAUCGACCCCGCCAUACUGCGUCCUGGGCGUCUCGAUCAGUUGAUCUACAUUCCGUUGCCGGACGACAAAUCGCGCGAAGCUAUUCUCAAGGCGAACCUGCGCAAGAGUCCGGUCGCCGAGGACGUCGAUCUCAACUACGUGGCCAAGGUGACUCAGGGUUUCUCGGGUGCCGAUUUGACGGAAAUUUGCCAACGGGCCUGUAAGCUGGCGAUUCGGCAGGCGAUUGAAUCGGAAAUUCGGCGCGAACGUGACCGUGCCGCCAACCAGAGCUCGGCGAUGGAUAUGGACGAGGAGGAUCCAGUUCCAGAGAUUACACGCGAUCACUUUGAGGAAGCGAUGAAGUUCGCUCGUCGGUCAGUGUCCGACAACGAUAUCCGCAAGUACGAAAUGUUCGCCCAGACGCUUCAACAGUCACGCGGUUUCGGUACCAACUUCCGAUUCCCGUCGGGUCAGGGAAGUUCCAGCACACAGGGUCAGGGAUCUUCAGGUGGUCAGCCGGCAAGCAAUAACCCGGGAGACAACGGAGAUGACGACCUCUACAGUUAGAUUUACUUUCCGGUCGGAUCGGAUCGGCUGUGUGUAGCAGUGGCGCACCAGGAGAUUUUUCAUUUAAUCCCUCCCCCUCCCCCCCCCCCCCCCCGUCCUCAACUUCUCUCUCCCCCGGUACUUCUCCUCUCGCAUAUUCCUCUAUCUCUCUCUUCAUUCUCCAUAUCCCAUAAUUUUAUCCUGUUACUGGCUGGGUAAAAGGGUGUUUUUGGUUCUCAUUCAAACGUUCUAUGAGCAGAAGUUAUUUUAUGAUUAUUGUUUCAAAAUCAUUCUAUUUCUUGAGCGACGCUUCGCACAGAAACACGCUCACACAACCCCGUCUGCUAACUGGGAGCUCAAUUGUCUUCUUUUUGAGUCAGUAGAAACGCGCAUUCGGUCAGAUUUGGUUUGAUGAUCGUAUAGGUUGUUAGUGAGUGUACAGCAGAUGAUCGACAGUAAUUUCAUUUACUACACACGUAGGCCUCUCUCACUUUCAUCCGUCGGAUCGUAAAUAUUGAAAAAGCGAGCGACGCGAUCGGUUUGGUUUUUUGCUUUUCAGCUAUUAAUACAGCAGGAAACCACAUAGAGUUCGCUGGCUCGAGGAAGGCACAUCAUAAGUAGGAUGCGACGUUGAGUACGGGAGUAAAAAAUUUAGAAGGAAUCGGAAAUGAUAUCUAGAAAUGGUAGUAACAUAACAUGGGAAUUAGUAAACGCUCGCGCUGAAUUGGAAGAGACGAGAAAUAGAACCUCCUUCUUCUUCUCUCCCGUUAUUCCUCUUUUUAUUUUAUUCAUUUGUAAUCGUACUCGUCGUAGUAGAAAUAAUCAACCAACCACACUUAACUUGAUCAUCAUCCUCCAGUUUUAAAGAAACUUGAUCUUGCUGGAUGUUUGGGCGUUUUCUCGAUUGCGAUCAUUCAUGAAAUGCCUAAUGGGUUGACCCGAGAGGGGCAAACACGGAAAGGCAAAUAUUAGUAGUAGCGGAAAGAGGAGAAGAAUGAGGUGGCACCCCGAACUGCCGUGCGGUAUCGUAACAGUAACUACACAGCCCGGUCACGACAUCUCAAGCAACAGUAGCUGAUCAGCUGAUCCGCUGCUAAGCUGGUGCGCUGUGCUGCGUUGUAAUAGUUUUCUUAAUCAUUCAGGGUGAACGUAAAGCCAGCCAGCUAGAGGAGUUCACAUCUAAAAAAAUGUAUUUUUACGGGAAAACGAAAAACAAAACUCGAGAUAUAAGAAAUGGGUGAAAAUAAAUCACACAAAA
Messenger RNA from Anopheles darlingi, 3888 nucleotides. RefSeq names its product transitional endoplasmic reticulum ATPase TER94 (gene TER94). Gene Ontology annotation, cellular component: cytosol; nucleus; VCP-NPL4-UFD1 AAA ATPase complex. Gene Ontology annotation, molecular function: polyubiquitin modification-dependent protein binding; ATP binding; ATP hydrolysis activity. The record is from RefSeq and is a predicted model, not a curated record. NCBI's taxonomy places the organism in Eukaryota, Metazoa, Arthropoda, Insecta, Diptera, Culicidae. Gene Ontology annotation, biological process: autophagosome maturation; mitotic spindle disassembly; retrograde protein transport, ER to cytosol. Bases 231 to 2651 code for a protein of 806 amino acids. The transcript has 5 exons.